AUGACCGCUGGCUUCCCAGGCUCAAUAAAUGGGACUGAGGGUCAGAGGGGAAGCUCGGCCAACAUCCCACAAAGCAAUUCGUCAUCAUCAGGGCGCUCAAGGACGCCACAGAGAGGGACUCCACCACAGCAGUAUCGUCAUUUGAGAGCUCCCAGUCCAGAACCUUACGGGAGUAGUGAUCCUGAGGCUGAGAUGAGGGAUCUCUUUGACGAGGGUGGUAGGCUAUCGCUUGGAGGUCCCUUCAAGGCAUCCGACUCUUCUGAAACAUCGAAGGCUAUGGAGGAGACGAGGUCCUUGGGCCUCAGCCUCCUAAAUGUGGCACUUGAGACUGGUGGCGCUGAUAUGUGUAAUCAUGAGGCGUUGAUAUCUGUUAUACAGAAUGAUAUCUGCAAGGCCCUCCUUAUGAACUCUACUGCUAAUGAGAGCCUCAGGGUGCUGUCGGCUACACUGAGGGCGGUAUUCAAUCUCUUCCAGCAUUUCAAGAGACAUCUAAAGGUCCAGUUGGAGAUCUUCUUUACGAGUAUUCACCUCAAGAUGGUGCCCGCAGCAGGGAGUAGAUCAAUGGAACAGAGGGAGCUAGCUCUGGAGUCCCUACUGGAGUUCUGCAGAGAACCUGAGCUUAUGGUAGAGCUAUAUGAGAACUAUGAUUGUGAUGUCCACUGCACCAACCUCUUCGAAAGGUUGGUCAAACUCCUUAUGAGUGUUGCUACCGAUACUCAGUCGGCUACUGAUGAGGAUAAGGGUGUAGGAGAGGCAUCAUCACCAGCGGUGCAGAAUGAGAGGAAGAAGAACCUUUCUACUAUGGCAUUGAAUGGUCUAUUAGCUAUAGUCAGGGGUAUUGCAGUCCGUACUGAGCAGGCGUCUAAGGAGCUAUCCACACAGGGCAAUCUACCACUCCUAACUCGUACGGAUACGCAGCCUCUGGAUGUGGAUGAUACAGUACAGCAAGGGGCUAAACUAGAGCUGAGGAAGGAGCAGAAGCGUCGCUUGGCCCUAGCUGCUCAGGCCUUCAAUUCGAGCCCUUCCAAGUGUGUUCCUACAUUGCAGUCAUUAGGGUUGCUCUCUGAUCCCGUCACGGCUAAGGCCUUCGCACACUUCUGUCGCCAUACUCCUGGCCUCGAUAUGAAGAUACUGGGGGAGUUCCUAGCCAAACGGCAGGACUUCAAUGGCGAGAUCAGGAAGGAGUUCAUGCACUCCUUCAAGUUUGCUGGUAUGCCGGUGGUAGAGGCCCUCAGGCUAAUGUUGGCUACCUUUCGACUGCCUGGCGAGGCUCAGGAGAUCGAGAGGAUCGUCGAAUCGUUCUCUCUCGCUUACUUUGGGGCUCAGCAACGAGCUGCGUCUGAGGAGGGUCCAGAUGCCAGACUGGUAUACAGGGAAUGUGAAAUGGAUGCUGACGGCAAUCCUACAGAUCCU
Molecule: messenger RNA, 1413 nt
Organism: Perkinsus marinus ATCC 50983
Lineage: Eukaryota; Perkinsozoa; Perkinsida; Perkinsidae
Product: guanyl-nucleotide exchange factor, putative
Exons: 1
Biological process (GO): regulation of ARF protein signal transduction
Molecular function (GO): guanyl-nucleotide exchange factor activity
Source: RefSeq, a predicted model, not a curated record